GAGCCUGUCAUCCAGAACUUUUAAGAUGGGGGAGCUGAGGUCCAGUCCCCCUGCUUUCUGUCUGGGCCAGAAGAACUUGGAGUCAGCUGGAACAGAAAGGUGCCGCUCAACAAGUCAGCUCCCACAGGAGUCCUGCACUCCUCUCGCAAUAAAACCGGUUCAGCUCCUGAUAAAAUCACUGAACGAGCUGAUUGUGGAGCAGAGGGAGGUGCCCUUUGAGGCGAUGAGGGUUAUGCACGAAUCCUAUGAAAAACAAAGAACGAAGGCUUUGAAGGAGUGUCGCAGCAGGGAGGAGGACGGGAUUAUCCUGGCAUCAGGGAGCAGGUGGCCCAGGAGUAAUGUUGCUUCAAACUUGGAGGUUUCGCCAGACACCAAAGUGAAGGAGAACCCCUCAGACUCAUGGACACCAGAGCCCAUUCCAUAUGCUGAUCUGUGCUUUAGGGGGAAGCUGGCCUGUAGGUCCAGCUGCUCUGCUGCUGAAAGGAGAGACCCCGAGAGGAGCACAAUCAGCAGCUUAAACCUGGGAGACCUGAGGUGCUCCCCAGCUACGGAGGUGAAGCUGCAAAGGCUCACUGCAGAAAUAAAAAGGAAGACGUGUGUCACAGUGUCAGAGAGGGAUCGCAAAAUAGCAGCUAUCAUGCUGGUGAAACACGAAGAGGAGCAGGAUCGUCUGAAGCUCUCACAGCAGGAGGAGCAGAAGCACCAGGAGGUUCGCAGGCAGGAGGAGGCCCAGCAGGCCCAAGCAGAAAAAGAGCUAAGGAGGAAACUGAGGCAGAGUAUGAAGCGCUGGAACAAGGAGCUGGAGGCCCGCAGGAGGCUGAGGCAACGUUGGGAGCAGGAGAAAACAAGGCAGCUGGAGCAGGAGGUACUGCUCCAAGAGGACCGCUGGAAGAGGCUGAAGGAGGAGGUGGAUGCACAACGCAAAGAAAAGUUGGAGGGUGCACUGAGAGAGGCAGAGGAGCGCAAACACUGCCAGGAGAAGCUGCUGAGAGAGAAGGAGGAGUUUGAGAAGAGGGAGCAGGAGAGAGUGCGACAGGCAGCAGUAGUGAUGGGGGAGAGGGCCUGUAGGAGCAAACUGCAGCAGGAGAAGAAGGAGCAGAAGAGACUGCAGGAGGAGAACCGCAGGGAGCUGCUGAGGCACAUCCUGCUCAAGAAACGGCUGGAGCAGCAGAUGGAGGAAGAGGAGGCACAAAUGAUGAGCGCACUGCAGAAAAAUCUGCAACGCUCCUCUGAGAAACGAGCCCAAGUGGUGGAGGCGCAGCUGAGGAGGCGGCAGGAGCGCUCUGCUCGGGAGCAGGAGCAGCUUCAGAGAGCCCAGCUGAGGGCCAAGCUGCAAAACAUCCAGCAGCUCACAGGCAAACACCUCCUGGUCCAAACGAGCCAGCGCCGCAUGGAGAGAGCGGCUCUGAACGCCUCCUCGCUGCUGAGGAGCAGAGCUCAGCAGACCCGAGAACACAACCAGCACAGGGAGAACCGCCACCAGAGACUCAGGGAGGAGAUCCAGAGAGAGGAGGAGGCCACGACGAAGGCCAGAGAGAGCUGCCUUUCUGUGAAGGAGUGGAAGAGGGAGAGGCUGCUGAGACAGAGACAACAGAUUCACGAGGAGGCGCAGAGGCUGACUCGAGCCUCCUUCUACAUGAGGGAGGGAGUGAGGCAGCAGACACACAGUCGAACCUUUGAUCAGAUGGCUCUGGAGGCUCAGCUGACGGCCUCCAUACGAUGCAUGAAACUAUGA
Messenger RNA from Nematolebias whitei (Rio pearlfish), 1735 nucleotides. Its product is annotated as coiled-coil domain-containing protein 177. Lineage: Eukaryota; Metazoa; Chordata; Actinopteri; Cyprinodontiformes; Rivulidae. Bases 26 to 1735 code for a protein of 569 amino acids. The transcript has a single exon. The record is from RefSeq and is a predicted model, not a curated record.